AUGGAAAAGGAGCGUCAACAGAUAUUGGUUGGUGAUAUUUGGAAGGCUAGGAAGAAUAAGGAAAGUCUUAUAGCUCAAAAAGCUCGGGUGCAAUGGGGGAAGAAGGGUGAUUUAAAUACAAAGUUCUUUCAUUUAUGUGUUAACGAGAGGAGGCGACGAAAUAAAAUACAUGCGCUUCAAAUAGGGAAGAGAUGUGUUGAAGAGGUUGAGGAGAUUAAAGCAAGUGUGAAUGAAGGACUUGUUAAUGCUUUUUUGGAGGAUGAAGUGGGGAGGAUGAUUUUGGAGUGUGAGGGGGAUAAAAAUUCGAAGCCUGAUGGUCUUAAUUUUGUGUUCCUUAAGAGGUUUUGGGGAGUAAUCAAGGUAGAAGUGAUGAAUAUGCUUGCUGAAUUUUUUAGAAAUGAAAAACUGCCUAAGUCUUUGUUAUCCUACUUUGUAGCACUUGUGCCAAAAGUUGAAAGGGGUUCUGGAUUCAAUAAUCUCAUAACAACAAUCAGCCUUUAUCCUAGGAAAGAACAUAUUAGAUAG
Molecule: messenger RNA, 525 nt
Organism: Abrus precatorius (Indian licorice)
Lineage: Eukaryota; Viridiplantae; Streptophyta; Magnoliopsida; Fabales; Fabaceae
Exons: 3
Coding region: 1-525 (174 amino acids)
Source: RefSeq, a predicted model, not a curated record